AGCGUCACGUUUGACGCUCAGGAAGUGGACUAAACCACCGAAGAUUCCCGCAGAUUCGUUAUCGCUUGUCCCAAUGUUACAAACGUGUGCUCUCUAACUUAAACCCGUUGUUUAAGUGCCUUUUGUUGGAUGUCUGGGACGAUAAUGCUGGAUGGUUGCGCUCAUGAAAUUCACCAGAGACAUAUGCAGGCUGUUGGGACUCGGGAGCGGCCCCCCUGUCCAGCAGCAGGAGGAGCAGAUGGACUGUAGUGCCGCAAGCCCUGACCCGAGUGAAGAUGCCCCCUUGUCACAGGAUGCAUUAAAUGGAGAGGAGGAUUUGACCGAGGAGGAGAAGGUCAGACGAAGGGCGGAGCGACGCAAAGCUAAGAGAAAGCGCCGUCGAAAACGCAAGAAGCAGGAGCAGGUUAAGCAAAAUGAGAGCGCUGAACAGGAUGAGGAAGAGGAGGAUGGAGGUGCAGAGUCUGAAUUGGACGAGAGCGAGUCAGAAGCAGAAGUCGGCGCUGAAGAGGAGAAGCAAAGAGUGCAAAAAGAGGAGGUGAACGGGGCAGCUGCCUCACAGAAGCACAUCACCACAGCAGUGAUGGCUCCUUCAGGAAUCAAAGGACACCAGAAGACCCAUGGCAGACCUGCAGAAGAGGAGCCAGAGUGGGAUGUGAGCAGUGCCUUCUUCGCUAAUGCUGCUAGCCAUAUCAAACCCAAAGGAUCAAGUCGCAAGUCCAAAGAAAACAAGGAGAAUGAGUCGAGGAGGGAGACAAAUGGAACUGACACCAUGACCAAGAAAAGUGCAUCGCUGACAGCAGAAAAAGGGAUAAAACUGGUGCAGGAGGGGCAGUACGCACAAGCAGUCGCUAUGUUUACAGAAGCCAUCAAAUGUGAUCCAAAGGACAACAGGUUCUUUGGGAACCGUUCCUAUUGCUAUUACUGCUUGGAGCAGUACCCUCAGGCCCUGGCAGACGCUGAACGCUCCAUUCAGCUGGCCCCAGACUGGCCCAAAGGACACUUCCGCCAGGGCAGUGCGCUCAUGGGCAUGAAGCGUUACAGUGAGGCAGAGAAGGCCAUGGAGCAGGUGCUGAAACUGGACAAAGACUGUGAGGAGGCUGUCCAUGACCUCUUUAACUGCAAAGUGCUGCAGUUAAUGGAACUUGGUUUUGAAGAGGGGCAAAGUGUCAUGCUGCUGGAGAAGUUUUCAACUGUGCAGGCUGUUCUGACAGCUUGCUCUGAUGUUGCCAGGGCUGGGAGCCAAGAUUCAGUUGUGCAACCAGGAAGCCCUUGUCCGUCUCUGUGGGUGGGAAAUGUGACGACUGAGCUAACCGAGAAACACCUGUGGGACCUUUUUAAAAUGUACGGUGAGAUAGAAAGUAUCCGUGUGCUGCAUGAGAGAUUCUGUGCCUUUGUCAACUUCAAGAAUGCAAGUAUGGCCGCUCGUGCCAUGGAGAAACUAAAUGGUCAUUGUAUUGAGAACACGCGUUUAGUGGUGAGAUAUCCAGACCGUCGCACUCAGAGGGUCCUUCCUUUCCCACUGAAGACCUGUCUCCCCGUCACACAGCAGGCAGGGGCAGCUGCUGGACUGAGACGUCGUGGCCCAGUAAAUGGAGACGAGUGUUACUUCUGGAGAACCACCGGCUGCCAUUUCGGGGACAAAUGUCGCUACAAACACAUUCCUGAUCAGAAAGGCAAGGACCGGAAGCCCUGGCAGCCCUGAAUUUGGCCGAUUCUCUACCCCAGUGGUGUGCAGGAAACUGGGAAGCACAGACUGCGCCAAAGGAGCCGGCACUUACUGGACCAGGUUCCCUGGGCUAAGAAUACUGUACCGAAUGGACCAGAAUAGUCAAAGGAUCAGAGCCAACAGGGAUGAUCACACAUGUUCCAUGGAGGACUGGGAGUAUAAAGGUUUUUAUUUUAAUACAGGAACUAUUGAUCAGUAGUACAACAUGAAACAGCAGGUUAACAAAUUCACCUGGUGUAGUCUUUGGUUUGAAUGAAAACCUUCAUAAUCACAGCGCUUCACAGCAAGUGGUGACCUAUUCCUCCUUUAAAGGAUAUGACCUAACUUCACAGGCCGACAACAUAACAAGGAAGUGAAAGUGUCAUGGCCCACUAUUGGAAAAAAGAAAGAAGUAUUGUCACUGCCACGUUACAGCAGUAAUGAAAGGACUCAGUAUGGAUGCGUCAGGUCAGGGCUCUUCAGCGAUAAUCCUGGGGACUUUCCUUCUCCAGAACUUCCACCACAAAGCAGUGUUCUUCCCCAUUUUUAAAAGUUCACACACUUGAUGAGUACUUUUAUCUUGCAGUUUGUGAAGUUGAUUUUUAGGUUGCGGUUCAUUCUGGGACUCCAUUUCCCAUUUGUUAUUCCUGUGCCCAUAUCAGCACACGUUCCACCAGACCAGACCAAAGACUUACCAACACACAUACUUGACAUUUCAGUACCUCCCCUAUGCAGACGAGGGUUUUGUUUUAGCCAAUAAGCUACAGAGACCCAGAGAGGUGCUUUUAUACUGUGCUUGUAGCCUUAGUUAGGAUCAUCACACAUGGGUAAAUACACUUCAGAUAUUGCAAAUUUGUCUGUAUUAAUGCAUGGAUCAGGUUUAUGUCUCUUUAUUCACCUAUUGGCUAUCCCUUUGCUGAAAGAUUGAACACACACUGCACGCCUGUUCAGCUGGUGGACAACUUCUGGAGGUCAUUGUGCUUAACAGAAACACUUGAGUUCAUGCAAUUCAGUAGAAUUUUACCUUUAUGAAGGCUGCAGUGUUUAAUAUUUUGUGAGACUGUGUCAGAGAGGUAUUGUUUCAACUAUGUGACCAUGUCAAGGCAGUAGUUGUUGCUUCUGUUGUACUGGAUUGCAUGAAAUGUCCGGUGGUGAUGUCCGGUCAGUUCUGCACGUUUCUUCCUAUUUUAGUGGACUGUGGAGCAAAUGAAUAGCCUUCCUUUAACUCAGCAUUACAAUAUGAAAAAUGCUUUCCGGGUACAUUUGCAUAGUAAACAUCACAGUGCUUUAUGUCUAUGCAAAAGUCAUGUGCCGAUUUGAUUGUCAGUUCUGUAUCAGACCUCCACAAACCUCCCACCUCUGGUGUAAGUAGUCUGAGUAGUUAUUGUCUAUGGCAAACAUGGCGACAUCAUCCAUGAGGUAGUUCCAGGACAGUGCCUUAAAAGAAUUCAUGCUUGGUCAUGUGCACACACACACACACACAUUCAUGGUCAUGUGUGUAACACAACACAGUCAAACAACGAUUGAACUUUGAAAGCAGUGUUUUUGACCUUAGGGAGGUCUUCAAUCCAGUAUUUCAGCGAACCAAAGAAUGCUUCAUCUGUUGGCUCUGCACUGAAAACAGCUUUUUGUUCUUUCAGGAGUUUCAACACUAGACAGUGCAUUAAAACCCCAUUGGCCUGUGUCUGUAUCAUCAACUACAGCUAUAUCACUUGGUUUAAGCCCACACUACGUUCACUUGUAAACUAUGCACAGCAUAGUGAGAGUAUUUAUUUUCCUAUUUAUACCUAAGUUUUUGUUUUUUUUUCUAUUUCUUUUUUACACCAUACUAUGGGAGAUGAGUACAGCUUUGAAUUCUUUCACUCACUUUAUGGUAGGUUAUGUCCCUUCCCCUGUUUGUCUCUCGCCACAAGAGAAUCAGUAGCGCCAACACUGUCACUUCUACUUCUCUUGCAUUACUUUCUGUCUUGUGGCUAAAACGUGUGAUAAAGGAACAGGACACCAAACAUUACAACUGCACUUGUCGAUUUAACAAACUUACUUAUCCUUAUUUGACUGGUGUUGUUGGAUAUGGUUGAAAAGUGCAUUUAAUUUACAGAUAAAUAAAAUGUGCUGGAUGUUUCCACAGCAUAUUCAAUUUCAUCUUGAGGAUAUUUCAAAAUUAGACAAAAUGUAAGAUCUCCCUGAGUUUAAUUUUAUCUAUUUGGUAUGUUUUUAUUAUUAUUAUUAUUUUUUUUGUUUCAAACUAUUUCAGGAAAAUGGAUUUUUAAUGAUGAUGUACACAUUGAUUACCAGAGCACUGCAAUCCUGUUAAUCUUCCAAUUAUUUUGUAUUAUCGUUACUGCACUGCAAAAGAGUCUUUUAUAUUUAAUAAAUGUAUUUGAACCACCUAUA
Messenger RNA from Acanthopagrus latus (yellowfin seabream), 4099 nucleotides. RefSeq lists its product as uncharacterized. The transcript has 15 exons. The record is from RefSeq and is a predicted model, not a curated record. Bases 152 to 1702 code for a protein of 516 amino acids. NCBI's taxonomy places the organism in Eukaryota, Metazoa, Chordata, Actinopteri, Spariformes, Sparidae. Gene Ontology annotation, molecular function: protein binding; RNA binding; metal ion binding.